UCUGUCGACAAGUCGCAGAUCCCAAGACCAUACAAAUGUCCGCUCUGCUCGCGCGCAUUCUACCGCCUGGAGCAUCAGACGCGCCACAUUCGAACGCACACUGGUGAAAAGCCCCAUGCAUGCACCCAUCCAGGCUGCGAGAAGCGCUUCAGCCGCUCGGACGAGCUCACCCGGCACGUCCGAAUCCAC
Acaromyces ingoldii is the source of this 189-nucleotide messenger RNA. RefSeq lists its product as hypothetical. The annotation marks the transcript as partial. Gene Ontology annotation, molecular function: RNA polymerase II cis-regulatory region sequence-specific DNA binding. The transcript has a single exon. The record is from RefSeq and is a predicted model, not a curated record. Gene Ontology annotation, cellular component: cytoplasm; nucleus. NCBI's taxonomy places the organism in Eukaryota, Fungi, Basidiomycota, Exobasidiomycetes, Exobasidiales, Cryptobasidiaceae.